CAACGCUCGUCCUCAUUUACAUCAGAUUUGUGUGUUUCAGGGCAAGAGGCAGAGGAGAGGAAGCCCAAAGAAAUCGUCGACGAGAUUUCCCCAGUUUUUCUGAAGAAGAAGAAAUUCUGUGUUUGAACUGUUUCCAAAUAUAAACAUUAUGACGUCUUCGUCUACCUCUUCGACGAGUUCGGAAAAGAUCUGUUCAUGCGGCUUCAAUUGGGAUGACGACGAUGGAGAAAUGUCGGGUCGGGUUGGGUUAAACCUGGGUCAAAUUGAUCCGAUUCAGUAAUCGGGUCGGCCCGUAGAGCAGUUUUAAAACGCAGGGCUGGGGUGGAAUUUUGUAGCCAAUUAUUUCCGACGCAGGUUGAAGAUAAGCCGAUGGCAGCAGUCACAUCUCUGUCGUCGGGAAUUCUGAUUUCAAGGAAUCGUCCUUCGAUUUCAUCUUUUGAUGGCCAGAAGAAGCAGAUACUGCAUCUCAGUUGGUUCGUGCAGCGUCGUAAUCGCACUGCGACGUCUUCGUCUAAGGCAGCAGUUUCUCCUCCGGUUCGCGCUUCUUCUUCUCCUCCUCCGGAUCCGCGAGGAAAAAGCUGUGAAUCAGAUUUGGAUAAAGCAGUAUUGGUUUCUGAGGAUGAUUUGAGGUAUCUGGUGAAGGUAGGAGGAGGUUCAGUUGCAGGUGCGGCUGCAAUCAAAUAUGGUAGCAUUCUAUUCCCUGCAAUCGCACAACCAAACCUCACUCAGGCGUUGCUCAUGAUCACUGCACCUGUUCUCGCCGCCGUCGCACUCCUCAUCGCCGGAAGCCGCCGCCGCUGAGCCACCGCUCAUGGUGCUAUCUGUCGGCAACGAAAUUUACCAUUCUCCAAAUCUCCAUAGCUCAAAUUCAACAAGAAUGAUGAAGAAGAAGAAGAAGAAGAAGAAGAAGGAGAAGAAGAAGAAGAAGAAGAAGAAGAAGAAGAAGAAGAAGAAGAAGAAGAAGAAUUCGAAGAAGAAGAAGAAGAAGAAUUCAUCAAUCAAGCUUCGAUUGUUCUAUGGAAAAGGAAUUACUUCAUUCAAAUCAGGUAAGCCAUCAUCAUUCAUUACAUUAUGUUACAAUCCACAAAAUUCACAUACAUCAUAGCAACCAUAAAUGCACUCCUCAGCACAACGCCGUAUGCAUGAAUAUUCACCCGAGCUACUGCGAAGCCGGCGUAUAUAUUACAUGUAUAUACACAUACCCGAGCAUGAAUUAGCC
Messenger RNA from Andrographis paniculata, 1219 nucleotides. RefSeq lists its product as uncharacterized. NCBI's taxonomy places the organism in Eukaryota, Viridiplantae, Streptophyta, Magnoliopsida, Lamiales, Acanthaceae. The coding region runs from base 370 to 801 and encodes 143 amino acids. The transcript has 4 exons. The record is from RefSeq and is a predicted model, not a curated record. Gene Ontology annotation, cellular component: chloroplast.